This is a messenger RNA of Trichosurus vulpecula (common brushtail), 3577 nucleotides long. Its product is annotated as cytochrome P450 2C42-like. Lineage: Eukaryota; Metazoa; Chordata; Mammalia; Diprotodontia; Phalangeridae. Gene Ontology annotation, cellular component: cytoplasm; intracellular membrane-bounded organelle. Bases 196 to 1683 code for a protein of 495 amino acids. Gene Ontology annotation, molecular function: oxidoreductase activity, acting on paired donors, with incorporation or reduction of molecular oxygen, reduced flavin or flavoprotein as one donor, and incorporation of one atom of oxygen; heme binding; iron ion binding. The transcript has 9 exons. The record is from RefSeq and is a predicted model, not a curated record. Gene Ontology annotation, biological process: xenobiotic metabolic process.
ACAAAUCUAAGGGCUCCUGAUACUUUUAAAUACCCUAUUAUAGAACAAGUGUAGGGCUCUUUAUCUUAUUGGCAGGCCAAAGUCCAUUGGAAGAUUAUUCAGGACACUUAGGAAUUAUUAGCUGAUUCAUCUCACAUUUGCAAUCCUCCACAGGUUUGGAUACCAAGCCUUCUAUUGCAUUAGUAGUAAGGAAGAAUGUCAAUGGAUUCAUCUGUAGUCAUUGCUCUUGGCUUACUGCUCUGUAUCUCAUGUCUGCUCCUUAUUUUAUCAUGGAAAAAGGUCUAUGAAAAAGGAAAGUUUCCACCUGGUCCUUUUUCUCUUCCCAUUAUUGGCAAUAUACUGCAGCUGGACCUUAAGAAUAUCCCAGAAUCUCUUUGCAUGCUAGCAAAAAAAUACGGCCCAGUGUUCACUCUGCAAUUGGGUAUCAAGCGUGUUGUUGUGUUACAUGGGUACCAGGCAGUGAAAGAAGCUCUGAUUGAUCAUGGGGACAAGUUUGCUGGCAGAAGACAUAUGCCAGUUUUUAAUGCUUCCAGGAAUGGAUUAGGUGUUGUUUUAAGCGGAGAGAGGUGGAAGCAAAUCCGGCGCUUCUCCCUCGUGACCCUGAGGAAUUUUGGGAUGGGAAAGAGGAGCAUUGAAGAGCGAGUCCAAAAAGAGGCGAAAUACCUUGUGGAGGAAUUAAAAAAAACAAAAGGAUUACCAUGUGACCCCAAGUUCAUCACUGGGUGUGCUCCUUGCAAUGUAAUCUGCUCUAUCAUUUUCCAGAAACAUUUUGAAUACAAAGACCAGAAAUUUCUUUAUUUAAUGAAGCUUUUAGAAGAAAACACCAGGAUUGCAAGUUCCCCAUGGAUGCAGGUCUACAAUUCUUUUCCAUCUCUAGUACAUUAUCUCCCUGGAUCUCAUCACAAAAUAAUUAAAAAUGAACACUUAUUAAGUAAAUUUGUUUUGGAAGAAGUAAAUGAACACCAAAGGACGCUGGACCCCAGUAAUCCUCGGGACUUCAUUGACUGUUUCCUGAUGAAAAUGGAGCAGGAAAAGCGACAACCACAGUCUGAAUUUACCAUUGAAAACUUGCUCUGGACAGCAACUGAUCUAUUUGAUGCAGGAACAGAGACAACAAGCACCACCCUGAGAUAUGGACUCCUGCUUCUCCUGAAAUACCCCGAGAUAAGAGAAAAAGUACAUGAAGAAAUUGAUCGUGUGAUUGGCCGAAAUCGAAGUCCCUGCAUGGAGGACAGAAACAAGAUGCCUUACACCAAUGCUGUGAUACAUGAGAUACAGAGAUACAUUGACCUCCUUCCCACCAGCCUGCCCCGUGCAGUGACAGAAGAUGUUCAGUUUAGACAGUAUCUUAUCCCCAAGGGUACCACCAUAAUACCAGUGCUGUCUUCUGUUCUGCAUGAUGAUGAAGAGUUCCCCAAUCCAGACAAAUUUGACCCAGGUCACUUCCUGGAUGAAAGUGGCAAGUUUAAGAAGAGUGACUAUUUCAUGCCUUUUUCAGCAGGAAAACGGAUAUGUGUUGGCGAGGGCCUGGCUCGGAUGGAAUUAUUUCUGUUUUUUACUACCAUCUUACAGAAUUUUGCCUUGAAAUCUACCAUUGACCCAAAAGAUAUUGACACAUCCCCAGUUGCCAGUGGUUUUGGCCACGUACCCCCUUCCUAUGAGCUUUGUUUUCUACCUUUCUAAAACAUGUGAGGGACCCUGCCUGGUUCCAACUCUACUAAAGUCUCUUCAUGUGCUAUGAGCAAGCUAUAUUCAUUCCAUUGCCUGGCAAUGAAAGCUCCUUAUGAAAGCCCAAUAUACCCUUCUGCCAUAAUCUAAUACUCCUUUUGACUUUUGCCAAAUCAUGACUUAAUUUUCCUCAACAUUCCCUAGAAAUUCCCAAAUAUUCUUUGAAUAUUUCUUCCCCUCCCUUUUUCCCUUCCCUUCCCUUCCUUUCCCUUCCCCUCCACUGAUUGAAAUCCUACCCAUAUUUCAGAUCACAAUUUAGAUGUCAUAUCCUUGUGAGGUCUUUUAUCCUUAUAUUAUUACCACAUAAUUUAAGACUGAAUUAUAUACCCAUCUUAUGUUGUGUAUUCUUUCAGACAUGUUAGUUGAUCCUGUCUUGUGCUCCUCACUAGAUCUUAAGCUUCUUAUUUGGAGAGCCUUUAUCAUAUGCUUGUGUGCAAUUAUCCUCCACCAGUGGGUUAGAAGUCCUUUUCUACUCCUUAAAUGUCUCAGGUUACAUACAUCAUCACACAAACAUAGCCUACUUUGAUGGCUGCUUAACUGAACGCAAUGUGAUGGCAGGGAAGUGGUACCAUGGACAGAGUGUAGGACCUGGACUUAAGACCUGAGUUAAAUCCAGCCUUAGAUAUUUACUGCCUGUAUGACCUUGGGCAAGUCAGUUCAUCUCUUUUUCUUCAGUUUCCUUAUCUGUAAAAUGGAUAUAAUCAUAGCAUUUAUCUCCCAGGGUGUUGUGACAAUCAAAGGAAUGGAUAAAUAUUAAACAUUUAGCACAGUGUCUGAUGCAUAGUAAGUGCUAUAUAAAUGUUAGUUGCAAGUAUGAUAAUUAUUACAAAACAAUAACAACUACUACUACUUCUACUACUAAGACUACUAUAUAUUUCACCUGCCUACUCUAAUUACAAUGUAUGUUAAAAGAAAUACAGGGCACAUUUGAGUAGUCCUGUUUGACUGAAGUGUAGAGUACAUAGAGGAUAUUCAUAUGAGAUGAGCCUGGAAAAGAAGAACUUUAUUCAGUAGACAAAAAGUGAGCUGCAUGUUGACCUGAUCUAUCCAUAAGGAACAUUAGUUGGACAGAAUGUGAAAUGUAUGUUAUGGGGGAGAUGGAUUUUGUGGCAAUACAGAGUCAAGAAUGUCAGGUUAUUUCAGGAUUUGGGGAAAGGAAUUAUUUGACACACAUAUUACAAUGAUUGAUUUAAUGAAGAUAUUAGAUAGAAUGCUACAGGUAUUCAAUUACAAUCAACUACGCAUCUGCCUAAGGUACGAAGACUUGUUCAGCUGGCAAAUUGAAUUCCUUAUGACCCAAAGUUGAGGCUCCAGGUUGUCUGCCCACGCUUUCUUGCCUCUUCCUCUUCUAGCCUUCUAAAGGAAAUAGUGUCCAGAGAUGCAAUGUCAACCAGUCCAUGUCACUAGUUGUAAAAGUAAUGUCUUCAAGUGCUCAUUGUCCAGGGAUAAAGGUAUUUUUCAAAGGUUUAUCAUUACAUGUACAUUAGUCUAGCUUGUUAUUGACAGUUAUAUUCUCAUCUUUAAUACAGAACAAUAUCUGUUAACAUAUCAAGUAAAGAAUACACCCAGUGAUCUCUCAUUCUUUGUAUGCAGAUGAAAAGGGUAACAGUUACUCUUCCAACUGCUUUCUGGAGGUGAGUUCUUUAUCCAUAGUAACCCAGUAUAGUGGCAUUCUUUCACUUUCAAAACUACCAUAUGAAUGGUAUGGUGAAAUUUCUUAUUCUCCAAAAUGCUGCUGAGAAGGGAUAUUUUCAUUUUCCCAUUAUGACAGGUUUCCAAAAUACACACAAAUAGCCCACUUUUCUUUUUUUCUGAGAGUCUGGGACCUCAGGAUUAGUUCUGUGCACAA